Suhomyces tanzawaensis NRRL Y-17324 is the source of this 1656-nucleotide messenger RNA. RefSeq names its product ribosome-binding protein (gene NMD3). Gene Ontology annotation, biological process: ribosomal large subunit export from nucleus. The coding region runs from base 85 to 1545 and encodes 486 amino acids. The record is from RefSeq and is a predicted model, not a curated record. Gene Ontology annotation, molecular function: ribosomal large subunit binding. The transcript has a single exon. Lineage: Eukaryota; Fungi; Ascomycota; Pichiomycetes; Serinales; Debaryomycetaceae. Gene Ontology annotation, cellular component: nucleus; cytoplasm.
UCAAACUAUACCCAGUUAAGCGCCACUCAUGACCACCAGCAUGGUGGUCCAGCCACCGUCUUGUGUUGCAACUGUGGUGUGCCCAUGGAUGGGUCCGCCGGAAUGGUGAUGUGUUACGACUGUAUCAAGUUAACGGUGGAUAUCACCGAAGGUAUCCCCAGAGAAGCCAACAUCUCGUUCUGCAGAAACUGUGAGCGUUUCUUACAACCCCCAACCCAGUGGAUCCGGGCCGAGUUGGAAUCCAGAGAACUUUUGGCCUUGUGUUUGAGAAAAUUGAAGGGGUUGAGCAAAGUCAGAUUGAUCGAUGCUUCGUUUAUCUGGACAGAGCCUCACUCUCGUCGUAUCAGAAUCAAGUUGACUGUCCAGGGUGAAGCCAUGACCAACACCAUUGUCCAGCAAAGUUUUGAGGUCGAAUACGUGGUUGUUGCCAUGCAAUGUCCCGACUGUGCCAAAUCGUACACCACCAACACAUGGAGAGCCGCGGUUCAAAUAAGACAAAAGGUUGCCCACAAGAGAACCUUCUUAUAUCUUGAACAAUUGAUUUUGAAGCAUAAUGCACAUGUCGACACCAUCUCGAUCAAGGAAGCCAAGGACGGUUUGGACUUCUACUAUGCCCAAAGAAACCACGCCGCCAAGAUGGUCGAUUUCUUAUCUGCAGUGGUCCCAUUGAAGAACAAAAAGUCGGAAGAAUUAGUCAGUACCGAUAUCCAUGCUGGUUCCUCCUCAUACAAGUUUACAUUCUCCAUCGAAAUAGCCCCAAUAUGCAGAGACAACCUUGUGGUGUUGCCCAAGAAGUUGGCCAACUCCAUGGGUAACAUCCCCCAAUUGGUGUUGUGUUCCAAGAUCUCCAACAUGAUACAGUUUCUCGAUGUCAACACCUUGAAAACCGCCGAUAUAUCUGCAUCCGUGUACUGGAGAAGUCCAUUCCCUGCAUUGUUGGACGUCACCCAGUUGGUAGAGUUCGUCGUCUUGGACGUUGAGCCCACUGGUGAUGUCAGAGGUAAGCAUGUGUUGGCUGAUGUCGAGGUGUGCCGUGCCGUGGACAUGGGAGUCAACGACCACUCGUUCUACGUCAGAUCGCACUUGGGUGCGAUUUUGCACCCAGGUGAUUCGUGUUUGGGAUACUACUUGUCCAACGCCAACUUCAAUUCCGACUUGUGGGACACCUUGGACUCCGGCAAUACCCCCGAGGUUGUGUUGGUCAAGAAGCACUACGCCAGAAAGUCCAAGAAGUCCAAGAACAGACAAUGGAAGUUGAAGAGAAUGGCCAAGGAACACAACGACAUCAUUGCCAACGACGACUCAAGACAAGCCAGACAGGAACAAGAACGUGCCGAGAGAGACUACGAAUUGUUCUUACAAGAAUUGGAAGAAGACGAAGAAUUGAGACAGACCGUCAACUUGUACAAGCACGGUGAAGGUCCAAAGGCUGUUGAGGAGGACGAUAUCGACGAGGACGAAGAUGCGCCUGAGAUUGCCAUCGACGAGUUGUUGGACGAGUUGGACGAGAUGAACUUGGAGGACACCCCAAUGGCGGAGGAGUAAGUUGUAUAGUAAUAGAGGUCACCAAAGUGAAUGGCCGGUGCGAGCCACUGCGAAGUAUUGUAGAAAUGAGUAAUAGGCGUUACUGCCAGUGAUUAGGGCGUUGGUGCGUAG